AUGAACAAGCCAGUUGCUAUGUUGAGUUUGGCCAACGUUGUGGCAGCCACAACAACAGCGCAGGGCACUUGCGGCAGUUGCUUUGAUCGACUGCGGGCCAAGCGUUUGGCGCAGGACUCAAGCUGCAGCAAUUACAGCAAUAUUAAGCAAAAGCUGCAAACUACAGUUCAUUGCUGGCUGCUGCUGCUGCUCGUCUCCACACUCAGCGGCGCCAACGGCUUGCCCAGUCCACGACACUUGUUGGGCGCCCAUUUGCUGCUGCCACAUCAUCGACACCAUCAUCAUCAUCAUCAUCAUAACGUGCAUUUGCGCUCAGCCGAGUCCAGCCGACCGAUUGUCGUUAGAAUGGUGAACGUAACGCUGCUGCAGGACGCUUUGAAUGUCAGCCUGACUACGCGCAAGGCUGCCAUGGAACUGUUCAUUGAACAGACGGAAGCAAUUGAUCACAUGAAUCUCACGGAGGCGAAGCGCCACUAUGGCUUUCAAGAUAUAAGUCUGAGCUAUCCUCUGAUGGAGCAGGCCAAUGCCAGCGAGUUUGAGGAUCAGGUUCACAAUGUCACCGAGUAUGUUGCGACGGAGGCGCCCAAAAUCUAUGACUCUCUCUACAUCCUGAGCGCAGUUAUGAAGAGACUGGUGCAAGAUAAAUUGCUCCACAGGGAUCACUAUAAUAAACACACCCAAUACAUUGUGGAGAAGGUCGAUCACAAUAUGGCCAUGGCAGCCAAUCUGUCCGGCAUACCCGAUAACACCACAAUCGAUGUGCCCUCCACCUUCAACACGAAGUACAGCUCUCCCGCCUAUGGCCUCAGUAUGGAGGUGAUCAAGCUGCUUGAUCUCAUUAGCAAGAAAUAUCAGCUAGCGCUCCAAUAUCUGCAACCCGCUCAGGGCUAAGCCAGCAGCCAGUUGAGUUGAGAGCUAUACCAAAAGAACAACAACAACAACAACAACAACAACCAACAAAAAACAAUAAUCAACAUUUCAAC
Molecule: messenger RNA, 983 nt
Organism: Drosophila busckii
Lineage: Eukaryota; Metazoa; Arthropoda; Insecta; Diptera; Drosophilidae
Exons: 3
Coding region: 1-891 (296 amino acids)
Source: RefSeq, a predicted model, not a curated record